CCGAGGCCCCGCCUAGAGGGCGGGGGACCGGGGAGGCGGCUGGCUUUAAAUGGGGGCCGUCCGGCGGCUCGGCGACAGUCUGCCGCGGGGGGAACGCGGACCUCCCUUCCCCGCGCCGAGGAUCUGCUGGGGCCGCCGCCAGGCAAGUUCGCCCCGAGUGCGCGGGUGCCGCGGGCCGAGAUGCUCCUCCGGGACUUGGUGCUGCGCCGUGGCUGCUGCUGGCCUUCUUUGCUGCUGCACUGCGCGCUCCACCCGCUCUGGGGCUUCGUGCAGGUGACGCACGGUGAGCCCCAGAAGUCCUGCUCCAAGGUGACCGAUAGCUGUCAACACAUCUGCCAGUGCCGGCCCCCUCCCUUGCUGCCCCCACCGCCCCCGCCCCCACCGCCUCCCAGACUCCUCUCCGCCCCAGCCCCCAACUCUACCUCGUGCCCCGCUGAGGAAAGUUGGUGGUCAGGGCUGGUGAUCGUCAUCGCGGUAUGCUGUGCCUCCCUGGUGUUUCUCACUGUGCUUGUCAUCAUUUGCUACAAAGCCAUCAAAAGGCAGCAGACUAGGCUCCAAGUACCAGUCCUCAGGCUGGGUUCCUAGAGGCUCCGGGGACGUUGGAGAAGGCAGAAGCAAUCAAUCACCAGGUUUUCAGAGAUGGCCUUAGACAUUCAACGGAGACAAUACACAACAAAGGCCAGGUCAGGCUCAGCCCCAGAGUUCCUGGGGACAGAGGUGACUGAGCUACGGCCCCAUGGGCCUCAGAUUCACCCAAGAGAACAGCAGUAUUGUGAUAUGGGACUGGGCUCCACAGCAUGUGUGGCCUAGAUCCAGAGGCUGUCGCCAGGGGCCUGGAGGCCUCCUGAACCAGCCAGGAGAGGAGGUCAGAUUGGAGCCAGGCCAGAAAGUAGUGCUGCGAAUUCAGAACCUCUGCGAGUGAGCAAGAGCCUUCUGAAAGCCUCCCAGCCAGCCUUCCUGAGCCUUGUAUGUAUGGGAGAAAUGGCUCUUGGGGUCAAAUAGCCUCUGGAAUGGUCUUCAAAUGGCCUGACAUUAAGUGCUUGAGAACCACUAGUAUGCACUUAGUUUGGACACUCGCCAUUACAUCACCGCUGCCAUUGACACAACCAUAACCAUCAGCAUCACCACCGCCAUUACCAUAACCGCCGCCGUUGACACAACCAUAACCACCACCACCAUCACUUCCACCGCCAACUCUACCACCAUUUCCACCCCCAUUACUCUUCCCACCGCCCCAAGCCACCAUGGCCACCACCAGGUGUCACCAUCACCGCCAUCCUCUUUGUCACCUUUUCCAUGUACCUCUGACCACACAGAGGCAAGGCUGCAAAAUCCAACCUCUGGCGCCUCAACUCUGCACCCCCAGGUAUUCAUCUUCACAACUGCUUGCUCAUAAUCAGAGAUCAACCAAAGCCUGACCGUACGUCUUACACAGGUUCUCCACUCUUGUUUGUCCCAGACAGUCCCAAUUCAUUAUGAACAGCUGUUGUCCCUGCUUCAUUAUUAACAGCUCUCCUCUCUCACUCAAUUGUGUCCUGGUGUGUACUACACACUGUGUGGUCCCCCUCAUUAAGACCACCUCCAGCUCCUGAUUGGCCCCCACAAGGACCAGCAGCCCAAGGAUACUAACCCAGAACCGAGUCUGGUGGCCUGCCUGGAAGGACAUGAUGCACCUACCCCUGCCAUUGGUCAUUAACGGAUGUCCCUGCCUCCCCUCCCAGGAAACCACUGAGAAAAGAGGAGAAUGGCACCAGCGUUGCUGAGUAUCCCAUGACCUCCUCGCAGAGCAACAAAGGGGUGGACGUGAACAGCGCUGUGGUGUGAGUCUGCAGACCCCGGACUCGCUGGCCAGAGGGGCACAUUGGUGGCAUUAGUGGACACGGGAAAGCAGGAGGACACGAGCUGACUCUGGGCUUGUCCAGGAUUUCCCAGGGAGAAACCAUCCCGUUCCCAGCCUGCCCCUGGUCAGCUCGCGGGCCAGCUCACCGGCGUGCAGCAGCCGGGGCCGCACCGCCACACCCACUCUUCACGUCUCUUCUCCAUCUUGGAUUUGAUUUACUGUCUCCCAGCUGCGCUCUGACAAAGGCAGGGAGUCCAUCUGUCUGCUGGGGUAGGGGGGCAUCCUACCUUA
Molecule: messenger RNA, 2131 nt
Organism: Acinonyx jubatus (cheetah)
Lineage: Eukaryota; Metazoa; Chordata; Mammalia; Carnivora; Felidae
Gene: PRIMA1
Product: proline rich membrane anchor 1
Exons: 5
Coding region: 181-585 (134 amino acids)
Source: RefSeq, a predicted model, not a curated record